UGAUUUUCGUCAUAGUAGUCAUAGCGUAGUAAGGAUUCACUAUGGAGGUCCCUUACAAGUUAGAAGUGAUUGCUUUGACUACAAUCAUCAUUAAACUGGGUGUCUCAGUUUUCCCAUAUUCUGGCAAAAAUCAACCUCCAAAAUUUGGAGAUUAUGAAGCUCAAAGACAUUGGAUGGAAAUUACGGUUAACUUACCCAUACAGGAUUGGUAUAGAAAUACAACAGACAAUGAUUUAUUGUACUGGGGACUGGAUUACCCUCCUCUCACAGCAUAUCAAAGCUACCUAACUGGAUCGGUGGCUAAGAAAAUCAACCAAGACUAUGUAAAACUCCAUGUGUCUCAGGGAUUUGAAAACUUUGACCACCAAUAUUUCAUGAGGAUGUCCGUCCUUGUGUCUGAUUGUAUUUUCUUUGUCAGUGCACUUUAUUUUUACAUUAGAAGCUUGAAGAUGAGUAAUAAGUACAAAUGGGUUUUCUUUGCUUUGUCCUCACACUCUGGACUCACCCUUAUAGAUUAUGGUCAUUUUCAGUACAAUUGUGUUUCGUUGGGGUUGACCUUGUGGGCAAUCAUUUUUGUUUCUCAGGGAAAGAAUGUGUUAGCAGCAAUUGCCUUUUCAGCUGCCUUAAACUUUAAGCAGAUGGAGUUGUAUCAUGCAAUACUUCUAUUUGCUGGCUUCUAUUUGCUGGCUUCCUGUCAACCUAAAGGUUCCUCACUUCCCUCCCAACUAAAGAAUUUGGUCCAGAUUGGCGCUGCCACAGUGGCGACCUUUGCAAUCAUUUGGUAUCCAUUUCUUCAAAUUCAUGAUUGGCUUUUACAGCAAGUCAUCGUCAGACUCUUUAUUCCUUUUCAGCGUGGAAUCUUUGAAGACUAUGUCGCCAAUUUUUGGUGCACGCUAAAUGUUGUGAUCAAAAUCAAACGACUAUUAAACCCAACCUCAAUCGCCUCGGGAACUAUCACCUAGGCCAUGCCCGUGCCUGAAAGAAAAAGUCAGGACGUUGAUUCGAACGGAUUCGAAUGCAACGAGCACUAAGUACGGUCACAUUAUUGGAGGAAUGACCGUGUGCUUGGUUCGUGAUUUGGAGUCACAAGUGAUAGCUGCAAGCUGAUAUCACUCGAACCACUGCACCAACCCGACUAAGCGUAUACUUACCUAUCAUACUUACCAUACGAAAUUUGCUUCAUCAAGUCUUUUAUACUGUCUCAUAGAUGAUCGAAAAAAGCUGCAGCUCAUUAUGGCGUCAGUUUAGCUUUAAUGCUAAAUUUCGCAAACACGGUGAACUAGAUUGACAAUAAUAAAAAAUGAACUUUAUUCGUCA
Daphnia magna is the source of this 1317-nucleotide messenger RNA. RefSeq names its product dolichyl pyrophosphate Man9GlcNAc2 alpha-1,3-glucosyltransferase-like. Gene Ontology annotation, biological process: protein N-linked glycosylation. NCBI's taxonomy places the organism in Eukaryota, Metazoa, Arthropoda, Branchiopoda, Diplostraca, Daphniidae. The record is from RefSeq and is a predicted model, not a curated record. Gene Ontology annotation, cellular component: endoplasmic reticulum membrane. Gene Ontology annotation, molecular function: dolichyl pyrophosphate Man9GlcNAc2 alpha-1,3-glucosyltransferase activity. The transcript is spliced from 2 exons. Bases 42 to 962 code for a protein of 306 amino acids.